CUUGUGUUUGUGAGAUCCAGCUUUUCUCUACUUUUCUCAGUGUGGCUCACAUCUCCUGCGAUUUGGGCCUUGGCGAAGAGUCUUAAGUAAAUUCUGCACUGGAUGGGAUAUGUGCAGUGCAAAGAGGCCUUGCUGGUGGAUUAAAAUCAUAGUCUCAAAUUCCUGCUGUGAUUUCUCUUCAUUUUCUGGCAUGAAAGGAAGUUGAGAGAAAGAGGAAGAAAUGGCAGUUUCUCAGUGCUCAGUGACUCAUGAAGAUGUAACUGUGAUAUUCAGUCAAGAGGAGUGGGCACUAUUAAAUCCUUCAGAGAAGAAACUCUACAGAGAUGUGAUGUGGGAAACCUUUAUGAACUUUGUCUCAAUAGAAAAAUUGCAAGGGGACCAUUCUACAAAAGAGCAGCACAACCAGCAAGGAAGUAAACAAAGUAAUAUAGUCAAUAUCACUGAAGCCAAAGAAAGAAGUCAAAAUGGUCAAAAACAUCAAGAAUGUGAAUUAAAUAACCACGUAUUCACUUAUUCUUGUCAUCUUCAAAAACAGAAAAGAAUUCACAUUGGAGAGAAAUCUUAUGAAUGUAAACAAUGUAGCAAAAUAUUCAGUUGUUCCAAAUAUCUUUGGAAGCAUGAAAGAAUUCACAGUGCAGAGAAACGCUAUGAAUGUAAACAAUGCAGUGAAACAUUCAGUUCUUCUAGUCAUCCUCAAGAACAUGAAAGAAGUCACAGUGGUGAGAAACCAUAUGAAUGUAAAAAAUGUAGUAAAAAAUUCAGUUGUUCCAGUGAUCUUUGGACACAUGAAACAACCCACAGUGGAGAGGAACCCUAUGAAUGUAAACAUUGUAGUAAAACAUUCUGUUUUUUUAGUCAACUUCAAAGGCAUGAAAGAACACACAGUGGAGAGAAACCCUAUGGAUGUAAACAAUGUAGUAAAACAUUCAUUCAAUCCAAUCAUCUUCAACAACAUGAAAGAACUCACAGUGGAGAGAAACCCUAUGGAUGUAAACAGUGUAGUAAAACAUUCAGUUCUUCCAGUUCUCUUCGGAGGCAUGAAAGAACUCACAGUGGAGAGAAACCCUAUGGAUGUAAACAGUGUAGUAAAACAUUCCUUUCUUCUAGUAAUCUUCAAAGACAUGAAAGAACUCACAGUGGAGUGAAACCCUAUGGAUGUAAACAGUGUAGUAAAACAUUCCGUUCUUCUACUCAUCUUCGAACACAUGAAAGAACUCACAGCGGAGAGAAACCCUAUGAAUGUAAACAAUGUAGUAAAACAUUCAGGCAAUUCAAUGCUCUUCAGGAACAUGAACGAACUCACAGUGGAGAGAAACCAUAUAAAUGUACGCAAUGUAAUAAAACAUUCAUAUACUCCAGUACUUUUAGGACACAUGAAAGAUCUCACAGUGGAGAGAAACCCUAUGAAUGUAAACAGUGUACUAAAACAUUCGGUUCUUCCAGUUCUCUCCGACAGCAUGAAAUAACUCAUAGUGAAGAGAAACCCUAUGAAUGUAAACAAUGUCAUAAAGCAUUCAAACUUUCCAGUUCUCUUAGGAAACAUGAAAGAAUUCACAGUGGUGAGAAGCCCUAUGAAUGUAAACAAUGUCAUAAAACAUUCAGUCAGUCCAGUCUUCUUCGGAGACAUGAAAGAAUUCACAGUGGUGAGAAACCUUAUGAAUGUAAGCAAUGUAAUAAAACAUUCAGACAGCUAUCUAAUCUUCAGACACAUGAAAGAAUUCACAGUGGAGAAAAACCCUAUAAAUGUAAAGAACAUAGUACAACAUUUAGGUAUCCCAGUCAUCUUUAGGAGCAUGAAAGAUCUUACAGUGGAGAGAAACCAUAUAAACGUACACAGUGUAAUAAAACAUUCAGAUAAUGCAGUCCUUUUAGGACAGGUGAAAGAUCUCACAGUGGAGAGAAAUCUUAUGAAUGUACACAAUAUAGUAAAACAUUCAGUUGUUCCAGUUAUCGAACACAUGAAAGAACUCAGAGUAGAGAGAAACCCUAUGAAUGUGAACAAAGUACUAAAACCCCAGAAUAUCCCUCUACUCUUCAGGUGUAUGAAAGAAGUCACACUAGAGAGAAACCCUACGAAAGUAAACAAUACAGUAAAGCUUUCCAUUAUUUCACAAGCAUAUGAAAAUAGGCACCAUGUCAAUAAGACUCAAUUUGGUAAUCUUUGAACAAAUGAAAUUGCUGACAGUGGAGAGAAAUUUUAAUGAAAUUUUAAAUGAUUAGAGAUCACAGUUUGAAAUACACAAGUGAACACAUAUUUGUGAGUAUUAUAUGAAGUAAGGAAUUUAAAUAACCAUUUUAAUUCUAAUACUUUGAGAAGUCCACUUAGUACAGAAAAUUUAUUAACUAUGAAUAAUGAUUCUCAGGAUGAUGUUUUUCACACAUCAGAAUGUACUAACAUUAGAAAAAAGAUCUUGUCCAUGUAGACAUUAUAGAAAUACAUUAUACAACUACUAAAUAACUCAUACUGGAGAGAAACUUACUGAAUAUAAAUCAGUUGAAUAGCAAUAGGUACUUUGUGAACCUUUAUGUUUUUUGCAUGAAUUGUGUCUGUCUUGUGGAAAAGUACUUUUGUUCUUUAAGUUUGAUUCUCAGGUGACAAGCAGUGAAGCAGGACUUCAGAUGUCUCUGCCCUCUUUCCUCUGAAUUUGUCUCUACCUAUCAAAGUAAAUAAAAUUAAAAAAAAUUAA
Messenger RNA from Erinaceus europaeus (western European hedgehog), 2687 nucleotides. Its product is annotated as zinc finger protein 709-like. Gene Ontology annotation, molecular function: DNA-binding transcription factor activity, RNA polymerase II-specific; RNA polymerase II cis-regulatory region sequence-specific DNA binding. The coding region runs from base 221 to 1789 and encodes 522 amino acids. Gene Ontology annotation, cellular component: nucleus. The record is from RefSeq and is a predicted model, not a curated record. The transcript is spliced from 5 exons. Gene Ontology annotation, biological process: regulation of transcription by RNA polymerase II. Lineage: Eukaryota; Metazoa; Chordata; Mammalia; Eulipotyphla; Erinaceidae.